This is a messenger RNA of Alosa sapidissima (American shad), 3254 nucleotides long. RefSeq names its product E3 ubiquitin/ISG15 ligase TRIM25-like. Lineage: Eukaryota; Metazoa; Chordata; Actinopteri; Clupeiformes; Clupeidae. The coding region runs from base 1480 to 2595 and encodes 371 amino acids. The record is from RefSeq and is a predicted model, not a curated record. Gene Ontology annotation, molecular function: zinc ion binding. The transcript is spliced from 9 exons.
CAUUAAAAUAAAGUGUUACCGGAAAUUGUAAUGAUAGGAACUGUACAUGUAACAACAUUUAGUAGCUCUUUUUUUGUGCAAACCUCAUAACUCUGUGGUAUUCCGCUGGGAUACCUAGCCUCUCUCCCAAACAAUAACUAAUAAAGGGAGAAGUAGGUAGUUAGUUGUUUCUUUGUCCUCAGCGCAAACAUGGUUGACUCCAGGUAGUCUGCCCAUGUAUCCAGCCUAUUUUUCACAAGUUUGCUGAGGCAUCUGCAGAAGAAUAAAACACAUGAUUUAUCUUUAUCAUGCUGCUCAGUCAUUAUUAUGUAAAUAAAUAUUUCAUUUGGUAUGGUUUACCUCUGGAUGGUGUCAUUUAGCUUUUCCACCAAACAAUUGGUUUGGGGAUGGUACACAAAGGCUUUGUUUUUCAUGCCCAAGCAUUUGCAUAAGCCAUCAUUAAUCUAAAUAUGUAAAGUCAACAGAAUUAAUUAGAAGUGGUAAGAAUAGUUAUGUAUCAAUGACAUUUCAUAUAGGCACUAACCUGUUUCACAAACUCUCUUCCAUUGUCUGUCAGGAUUCUUUUUGGUGCUCCAAAUCGAUAAAAAAGUUUGGCUAUGCACAUUGUUACCUCCUCUGCACUUUUAGAGGGAACGUUUCUGACCAUUUAGUAAAAUAGUCGACCAUAAUAGUCCCCUUCUUUAGCUUUCUUCACCUAGUCCAUUCCCACAACUUCCCAAGGUUCAGACACCUGAUAAAUAAUUUUAAAAUAAAAUGAAAAUAAUAUUCAGUUCACAUACACAACACAUUCUUUCAUCUCUGAAAGUACUUACCACAAUGGGCUCAUAUUGUGAUUUAUUUUUAAUGCCAGAUUUCUUGCUCUGGCAUCCAGCACACUGUUUUAUCUGCAAAUAAUGGGAUUGUUGAUUCAUUGUGAAAAAGUAGUGAAAAGUCUUAUUUUACUGACAGAAUGACCGUUUCAGGUACUCACCCAGGUUUUCACCUCUACGGACAUACCAGGCCAGUCAUACUUUAGUGCAUAUAGAGUUUUUUUCCACUCCACAGUGCCCACCGGUCACAGAGUUGUGAAAUUCCACCUCCUCCUUUCCCUGGACCACUUUAACCAAUUCCCUAUCUGUAACGAUCCUGUUUUCCCUGCCUAGAUUAGAUUCAACUUUAUUGUCAUUGUGCAAUCACGUGACUGCAAAGUAUGAAUAGAGUCUAGUGUUUUGUAUUCCAUUGUGUCUCCCUUGUUUACCCCCUGUGCCAUGUGCUCCUGUGUUUACUUCCUGUGUUCUGUGUCAUGUGCUUUCUGUUCCUGAUUUUCCCACGUGUCCGCCCAUCACCUGUCUCUGAUUAUUGUUUCAGUGUCUCCACCUGUGUCUCGAUAAUUACACAAGAUUCUAAGGCUGCUGGAAUCAGGAAGACCAGAAGGGUGUUUACAGCUGCCCCCAGUGCAGGGAGACCUUCACUCCAAGCCCUGUUCUACGCAGAAACACAAUGCUGACUGAAGUUAUAGAGAAACUGAAGAAGACUGAACUGCAGUCUGAUGCUAAGACUCCUUCCUACGCCGGACCAGGCGAUGUGGAGUGUGACUUCUGCACUGGGAGGAAACAUAAAGCCAUCAAGUCGUGUCUUUCAUGCCUGGGAUCUUACUGUGAUGUUCACAUUCAGCCUCACUAUGAAGUUACCUGUCUGAAAAAGCACAAACUGGUUAAUGCCAUCUCACAGCUACAGGAGAAAAUCUGCUCACAACAUGACAGGAUGAUUGAGGUGUUUUGUCGCACAGAUCACCAGUUAAUCUGUAUGAUGUGUUCAAUGAACGACCACAACGGACAUGAGACUGUCUCAGCUGCUGCCGAACGGACUGAGAAUCAGAACAAGUUGUCAGAGAUGAAGGUGGAGAACCAGACACAGAUCCAGCAGAGAGAGAAGGAGCUGCAAGAGGUCAACCAGGCCCUGCAAGCUCUAAAGGCCUCUGCACAGGAAGCUGUUGGGGACACUGAGAGAGUCUUCACUGACCUGAUCAACUUCAUGAAGCAGAAGUGCUCUGAGGUGACCGAGUCGAUCAGAGCCCAGGAGAGGGCAGAGGUGAGUCGAGCUGAAGGACUCCUGGAGCAGCUGGAGUUGGAGAUCACUAAACUGAAGAGCAGAGAUGCUGAGAUGGAGAAACUUCUACUGAAAGAGGAUCAUAUUGAUUUCCUCCAGAGCUUUGAUGCCUGCAGCACUUCAUCUCUGUCAUGGAUGCAUUCCAGUAUAACUUUCACUCCACAUUUCUCCUCAACUGAUAUUAAGAGGUCGGCCCUUAAAGAAAUAGAACAAAUGGUGUUGAGGUUAAAUUCAGACCAUGAAGCUACAAGCCAUGACUCCCAUCAUUCUAGUGAAAGCACACGUCCCCAGCAAAAAUGUGUCGUCCCAGAGAGAGGUUUCUUGGUUGGGGACAAAGUCCGAGUGAAGGCUUCUGUUGGAACUCCAGCGUACGGCUGGAGAAACGUCACUCACAGUAGUGUGGGUGUGAUAAAAACGAUCCAUGUUUGGUGGAAUGGCAUGUAUAUUGAGUUUCCUGAGAACCAAUCCUGGUGGGCAAAACACUCAGAGAUUGAGCUGGUCCUCUGAUGGAUCACGUGGCCUGCUCUGGGCUUUAUGAAGGUCGUGAAGUGCAAGGGCAAAGUGCUGCAUGCUGAUUAAGCGACAUAAUGGAGGUUCAUUACUGUUUUUGACACACCCAUCGUUUACAUUAGCCGCCCAGGCUCUCCAAUCAGCAGCUUUGUCCUGAGAAAGGAAACCAAAAUGUGGGAACAGUUUUGUUUUUUAUAAGCUGGUUUGUUGGCUUGUAGCUAGUGAGCUGUACAGUUUUUGACCAUUUUUCAAGAAGCUUUAUGAAGCAGUUUUCCGACAUCACAUGCCGUUCCCAGUCCACAUCAGCUCAGUGGUGUCUCCAUCCUAAUAUCCUGUCGGUUCACCUGGUGAUGUAGGUCCCCACCUGAAGCACACGGAAAGACUCAUGAGCUCACCUUUGUAUCUGUUACUGUUGAUAAUUUAUUUAGGCAUUGUGAUUUUUUAAAUAUAAUAUUUAAUUUUAUGGUAUAUGGGACCUAUGAGAGGGACUGUGCAACAUAACUGAGAAAUGUGAAAUACAUUAUUUAUUGGUGUAAGAGGACAACAUAACUGGGAAAUGUGCAAUAUAAUAUGUAUUGGCCUUUGUGUUAAACUGUGCCCCUGCCAUAAUUGUAAUUCAGUAAACUGUGAAUAAAAAAACCUGAACUUGCAUCCAA